Molecule: messenger RNA, 852 nt
Organism: Symbiodinium pilosum
Lineage: Eukaryota; Dinophyceae; Suessiales; Symbiodiniaceae
Source: the annotation of a GenBank genome assembly
AUGGCGUCGCCGCAGUUGGCGGAGCGGGAGUCGCGUCUAGAGUUCCGUAGCUUCAGAGUUCACACAUCCUGUUUUUUCAUGAAAGGCGUCCCCAUGAGCGACUCCCAGCACACCACUAACUGGCCGGAUCUUGCGGUCGGGCUGUUCGAUCGUCUCACCGGCCGGCAGGCCGAGAUCAACUAUCAGUUCGCGGACAUGCACCUCAGUGUUCCGUCGGGCGUGGGGCCCGAGGCGAAGCACGCCGAGUGGGUGCUCAACGGCAGCAUCAGCGUGUCCACGAGCGACGGGCCGCGUCGUUUGCCUCCGCCGCGGCUGCUGUUGUCGCUUCUUCGCAGCCGCGCAUUGCUGCGGGUGCUCCCGCCCGGUGCGUCUGUGGGCGUGGAGUUCGGCGGGGAGUCGGUGUGGGACUACCCCCGUCCGCCGGCGAUCGAGCGGUGCGGACGCCGCAUCCGGAUAGUCUUCGCAGGCGUGACGAUUGUCGACACGUGCGAGUCGCACCGCGUGCUCGAGACCAGUCAUCCGCCGGUCUUCUACGUCCCACUGUCGCCGCAACUCGCCGAGCACCUUACGCCGGCGGGCGGCGGCUCGUUCUGCGAGUGGAAGGGCGGUGCGUCGUACUUCGACCUUCGGGUCGGCCAGCAGGUGGCCGAACAGGCGGCCUGGGGCUACCCACGCCCUUCGCAGCGAUUCGCUGCGAUAGCAGGCUGCGUCGCGUUCUACCCAGGCCGGGUGGACGCCUGCUAUGUCGACGACCAGCUCGUCACCCCGCAGCCGGGCGGUUUCUACGGCGGGUGGAUCACCGAUGACAUUGUCGGACCGUUCAAGGGCGGGCCGGGGUCGAUGGGCUGGUGA